AUGGACGCCAACUUCCGUGACAAAUGUCAACUCCUUCAACGAAAAGGGGAGUACUGGCGGAAAAUGCCAACUAUCAAACUUCAACUUGACUGCGUCUUGACAAAAAAAUUUCUCUGCUGGGACGUCGAAUUCGACUCCAAUUCUUGUACAAGGAGAUCACCAUCCGAGAUCGUGGGUUGUUCGAUGUUCCGCUUCCAACGUGGUUAA
Messenger RNA from Necator americanus (New World hookworm), 207 nucleotides. RefSeq lists its product as uncharacterized. The transcript has 2 exons. Bases 1 to 207 code for a protein of 68 amino acids. Lineage: Eukaryota; Metazoa; Nematoda; Chromadorea; Rhabditida; Ancylostomatidae. The record is from RefSeq and is a predicted model, not a curated record.